Molecule: messenger RNA, 1485 nt
Organism: Zea mays
Lineage: Eukaryota; Viridiplantae; Streptophyta; Magnoliopsida; Poales; Poaceae
Product: DREB-like protein
Exons: 1
Coding region: 169-1014 (281 amino acids)
Biological process (GO): regulation of DNA-templated transcription
Molecular function (GO): DNA-binding transcription factor activity; DNA binding
Source: RefSeq, marked validated
CAAGUAACUUUUUGUUGCAUCCCACCCUCAUUUGACGCUGAUGAUAAAAAGGCCCUCGCGGUCGCACCACAUACAGGCAACCAGCCUCUUGAUCACUUGAUCCUCCUGCACACCAGAGUACCAGACACCACUGCGCAUCAGUGCAAAGAGGUAGCUACCCUAUCUGCCAUGGCUCAAGAGCUCCACGAAACGUCCUCUUGCUCUGCCACCACCACCUCGUCGUGCACCACAUCCUGCUGCUCGUCCACUGUCACAGACUCGUCCUCUUCGCCCCCGUCACCGGCGGCGGCCAAUGCCGCGCCCGCGACACGGAAGCGGCAGGCGUUGGAGGCCGAGGCCGAGGCCGAGGCGGGCGGUGAGGAGGAGGAGGAGGAGGAGGAAGGCUGUGCUGGUAAUAAGGCGGCGCCGGCCAAGAAGCGACCGCGGGGCAGCGAGGGGAAGCACCCGACGUUCCGCGGCGUGCGGAUGCGGGCGUGGGGCAAGUGGGUGUCGGAGAUCCGCGAGCCGCGCAAGAAGUCGCGCAUAUGGCUCGGCACGUUCCCCACCGCCGAGAUGGCCGCGCGCGCCCACGACGUCGCGGCGCUCGCCAUCAAGGGCCGCGCCGCGCACCUCAACUUCCCGGACCUCGCCGGCGCGCUCCCGCGCGCCGCGUCCGCGGCGCCCAAGGACGUCCAGGCAGCCGCCGCAUUGGCCGCUGCGUUCACGUCGCCGUCAUCGGAGCCCGGCGCCGGCGCGCACGAGGAGCCCGCUGCCAAGGACGGCGCCGCGCCCGAGGAGGCAGCCGCCGACGCACAGGCACCAGUACCAGUAGCACUACCACCGCCGGCGGCCUCUCGGCCAGGGACGCCGUCGAGCGGCGUGGAGGACGAGCGGCAGCUGUUCGACCUGCCGGACCUGCUCCUCGACAUCCGGGACGGGUUCGGGCGCUUCCCGCCGAUGUGGGCCCCGCUCACUGACGUGGAGGAGGUGGUCAAUGCGGAGCUGCGCCUCGAGGAGCCGCUGCUUUGGGAGUAGCGGUCAGAGAUGCUCGUUGCCUGCAUUGCAAACGAGGUCUAAACAAUAGUAGCAGUGGUAUCCCAUUUCUUCUUCGUUUUGCUUCUCGCCCUCUCCUUUUUUUCUCUCUUUCUUGCUUACUUUGGGGGGAAAACAGCUAGUUCUUUUUUUCUUCUUCUUCUUCUUCUUUUAUUAAAUUGAGUUUUAAUAAGUAUAAACAUAUAUAAACGAGAGAGAGAUAUAAGCUGUGUACUUAAAAGUGUAAGACGAGUACCUAUCAGUUCAUUAUUACGUAUCUACUAGUGGUACCAGUAGUGAUCAUGUUGUCCCGGCCGUGUGUGAAUUCCAGCGGUAGUUGUUGACCUUGCUAGAUUUUUAUAGUUGCUUGUGUUGUGUGCUGUACCAAAAUUCCCCAGGGAAAAAGGGCAGGAAGCAAACGAAUGUAACGGGAACACAAGCAGCAUCUAAUCUCUAUUACUGCUGACAACGAAA